GUUCGCAUGCGUUUCCGGUUGUAAAAGUUUUCUUUCGAUUUUUACUUCGAUCUCCAGUGCGAUUUCCGUUAGAGCUGACCGUAAAGCGCAGAACUGUAGGCAAUACUAUUUGAAGUGCCGUCGGAAAAACUGAUUUUACGGAUUCUAAAUACAUUUUGUGAAAAUAAAAGUGGAAAUUGUAACUACCGUAAAUUAUUGGAUUACCGUUUGAAUGGAUUGAAGUGGAAAUUGAAUUAAAUGCAGCUGUAAUUCAAUUGUUUGAAAAAAGAGACCGAAUCAAAGAGACCAAAGGCAGACGACAACAACUUGGAGACAGUGGGAAAUACCUAAGCAUGCUGCAGAAUCCUUCCAAAUAUCACGCAAAUCCCUUGUCGCACUUCCUGGCAUUGCAUAACACACAAGCCAGUGGCGGAGGCGGCGGCCUGGGCUCAGGGGUCGGCGGAUUGGGAGGCUUGGGUGGGGGCAUCCCUGCACAUGGUCAACCGCAUCAUGCGGCACUGGCAGCAGCUGCUGCAGCGGCAGCCGCCGUCUCGGCGGGUCAGAGUUCAUACCAAAUGGAGCACCAGCAGCAACAUCAUCAUCUGCAGCAGCAGCAACAGCAUCAUCAGCAGCAGCAACAGCAGCUCCAUUCCCACCACCAGGAUGGCCACCACCCACACCCACCGACAACAGGAAGUAGCAACAACAGCACCACCAGCAACAACAACAAUAGUAACAGCAGCAACAACAGCCAUAGUAGCAACAGCAACCACCGGGAACAUUUGGCCACUGCGACGUCGCACGCGCAGCUCAUCGAGGCGGCAGCGGCGCAUUCCUCCCUCGACGUGGGCAAGUCCUUUACCAUCGCCGCCAUUUUGGGCCUGCAAAGCCAGCGCAAGGACUACAACAAUGCCAUCAAUCUCUCCCUGCACGACAACAACAACAUUGCCGAAGACAACAACAAGUGCUACCUGAGCAACAACAGUGGUAGCAACAACAACAACAGCCAGAGUGUAAACAACUUUAAUUGUGAUAGUGGUGCCGGCAAUGGACGUUACCUGCACGGUGGACAUCCGCAUCCACAUCCUCACCAGACGGGAUUUGCGGCAGUUGCUGCCGCUGUGGGAGCAGCUCCCUCUGCACUGCAGAGCCUACAGCAGCUCCAUCAGCAACACCACGCCCAACAGCAGGCCACAUUGAGCUUUCAGCGGGAAAAACUGAAGUCAGACUCUCACAAGAAAAGUGCUCUGAAAAAUAAGCGCGUUCGGACAAUCUUUACGCCGGAGCAAUUAGAAUGUCUGGAGGCGGAGUUUGAGCGUCAACAAUACAUGGUUGGACCAGAGCGGCUCUACCUGGCGCACACACUUAAGCUGACAGAGGCGCAGGUGAAGGUUUGGUUUCAGAACAGAAGGAUCAAGUGGCGGAAGCAUCAUCUGGAACUCACACAACAGCGACUGGCCUUGAUUCGACAGACUCAACUGCCAGGUACGUCGAUCUUAGGAAAUCAGGUGUCAGUUGCUGCUGCCAAUGCGACACAUUCUUCGUCCACUGAUAUCACAACCGGAUGCAGUGCAGCUUCGCCUAGCUUGCAAGAUGAGGACAAUGAGGAUAGUAAGCACUCUCUGUCGCUGUCCGGUGUCAUGCCGCCGCUGAGUCGUGCUCAAUCUGAGUCGGAUCUUUCCAUAUGCAAUGACUCCCUGGACGGCGAUAGUCUCAUGGAUGGCAGCGAAGAGGCCUAAAUACCAUAAAGCAAGUUUCCUGUAAAUAUAGUCCAAAUAAAUAUGUAAAAUAU
Messenger RNA from Drosophila eugracilis, 1771 nucleotides. RefSeq names its product homeobox protein Nkx-6.1. Gene Ontology annotation, biological process: central nervous system development; regulation of DNA-templated transcription; neuron differentiation. Gene Ontology annotation, molecular function: DNA binding; DNA-binding transcription factor activity, RNA polymerase II-specific. The record is from RefSeq and is a predicted model, not a curated record. Bases 333 to 1718 code for a protein of 461 amino acids. The transcript has 3 exons. Lineage: Eukaryota; Metazoa; Arthropoda; Insecta; Diptera; Drosophilidae.